Messenger RNA from Ornithorhynchus anatinus (platypus), 1594 nucleotides. RefSeq names its product dihydrofolate reductase (gene DHFR). Gene Ontology annotation, cellular component: mitochondrion. Bases 87 to 650 code for a protein of 187 amino acids. The record is from RefSeq and is a predicted model, not a curated record. The transcript has 6 exons. Gene Ontology annotation, biological process: tetrahydrofolate biosynthetic process; glycine biosynthetic process; dihydrofolate metabolic process. Lineage: Eukaryota; Metazoa; Chordata; Mammalia; Monotremata; Ornithorhynchidae. Gene Ontology annotation, molecular function: dihydrofolate reductase activity; NADP binding.
GGGGGCGCGAGGCGGAGGCCGUUCCCGCCAAAGCCGCGGGGCGCGCGCCUGGGGUCGCCAUCGCGGGGGAAGGGGGAGGAAGGAGGAUGGGCCCGCUGCUCAACUGCAUCGUGGCCGUGGCCAAGAACGGGGGCAUCGGAAAUAAAGGGGACCUGCCCUGGCCCGCGCUCAGGAACGAAUUCAGAUAUUUUCAGAAAAUGACCACAACUCCAACAGUAAAAGGUAAACAAAAUCUGGUGAUAAUGGGUAAGAAGACCUGGUUCUCCAUUCCUGAGAAAAGUCGACCUUUGAAAGACAGAAUUAAUAUAGUGCUCAGCAGAGAACUAAAAGAACCCCCACAAGGAGCUCAUUAUGUUGCCAAAAGUCUGGAUGAUGCUCUAAAUCUUCUCCACCUCCCAGAACUAGCAAGUAAAGUGGAUAUGGUAUGGAUCAUUGGAGGCAGCUCAGUUUAUAAGGAAGCAAUGGAGAAAGGAGGUCAUCAGCGACUAUUUGUGACUAGAAUUUUGCAAGACUUUGAAAGUGACACAUUUUUUCCAGAAAUUGAUUUAGAGAAAUAUAAACUUAUUCCGGAGUAUCCUGGUGUUCCAGCUGACACCCAGGAAGAAAAGGGCAUUCAGUACAGAUUUGAAGUAUACGAAAAGCAUAUUUAGUAGGUUCACAGACUGAUUUACUUUUAAAAAAAUAAUUUUAUAUCAUGUCAGUAUAGAAAUAAAUGCUUGAUGGAUGUCAAUUAACUUUUCACAUAAGUACUUUUUCUCCACAAAUCUUCAAUUGAUUAAAAGCUGUUCUUUUCUGCAACUUUUGGUUUUUUCUCGAAACAAUCUGCUGCCCCAUUUACUAGAUUUUUUUGAGAAUGUAUUUGAAAAAUGUAGUGUUCAUUUCAUUUAUGUUAAGAUUUGGGGAGAUGAGAGGACAUCAGUAUUCCUUUUAAUCUGGUACCAUUUCUUAUGAGAUAGAAAGGGAAUGUAGAGUGAUCCUGGGGGUUUGAAGAGAAGGAAAAAGGGUGUGGUGAGGGCAACGCUUUCUUGUUUAUUUUUUUAAGAAUCUGCUGUGAAAGACACUUAAAUGUCUGUCGUACCUGAAUUCUGUUUCGUCGGAGGAUUUCAGAAGAAUGGAAAAAAAAGUAAUUUAUGACUUUUUAGGCAAAGAAGCUAAACUGCAGAGAAAAGUGAUUUAAAAGGAAAAUCAUAAGCAAUCUAACUCUUGACUCUAUCACUGUUAACUUUACAAUCAGAGCUACUCAUGCUUCUUAUACCUGAGAUGAUAGCUGUUCAUCCUUCAUUCAGAGAUUAUCGGAAUUCUCACCUUUUCCCAAACUAUUGUAUUUCAAGAAGAUUUCUUGGCAUUAGUUAAUCAUUUAUUGGUAGAAAUUUUUUUUCUCUCCUGCUUCAGACCUCCUAGGCUAAACUAAGCUAGGAAGAAAAGAUUACAUAGUAAGAUUUAUUCUAGGACUGUUCUUUUUGCUUUGAUGCUCACAGAGUUUGCAUUCCGAUAAAAUCACACAUCCUGUGCAGAAACCCCUGUAGCAAGUGACAUUAUUCCAUCUGUAUGAUUGCUGAUCUAUUUUAAAAAUAAAAAUAUAUCAAUUUCUUAA